CCCCGCCCGCCGUCCCCUCAGUAACUUGGCCGCCUUUUAUCGGGCGAGCGGCGAGGCGCGGAGUUUAGUGGUGCCGGAGCCGCGGCGCGGAGGAAGGGAGGGCGGCGGGGGCCCGGCGCGGCCGGGACGAUGCUGCGGCUGGUGUCGCUGAAGUUGGGGCGGCUGUACCGCUACGUGAAGCUGGCGGUGCUGGGCAGCCUGGCGGCGGCGCUGGUACUGAACACGCACUCGCUGCUGGCCUCGCUGCAGCGCAACGAGCUGGCGGAGCGGCGCUUCCUGCAGCUCAAUAAGUGCCCGGCCUGCUGGGGCACCAGCUGGUGCCGCAAGUUCCUCAACGGGCAGCUGCGCCUGGAGAGCUGGGGCCGCCUGCGCCUCUUCGACUUCUUCAACGUGAAGAACGUGUACUUCGCGCGCUACGGGGAGCCCCGCGAGGGCAGCCGCCGCGUCGUGCUCAAGCGCCUGGGCUCGGCGCAGGAGCUGGCCGACAUCGACGCCAAGAUCUGCCGGCGCGCCACCGGCAGGGGGCGCUGCGACCUGCUGCAGGCGCUGCACGCCACCGAGUUCGCCAGCCUGAACGGCGACGUGCGGCUGCUCACCCCCGACGCCGUGGAGGGCUGGUCCGACCUGGUGCACUGCCCCUCGCAGCGCCUGCUCGACCGCCUGGUGCGCCGCUACGCCGAGACCAAGGACUCGGGCAGCUUCCUGCUGCGCAACCUGAAGGACUCGGAGCGCAUGCAGCUCCUCAUCACCCUCGCCUUCAACCCCGAACCGCUGGUGCUGCAGAGUUUCCCAUCUGAUGAGGGCUGGCCAUUUGCAAAGUACUUGGGAGCAUGUGGAAGAAUGGUGGCUGUCAAUUAUGUUGGAGAAGAGCUAUGGAGUUAUUUCAAUGCACCAUGGGAGAAACGAGUGGAUCUGGCCUGGCAGUUAAUGGAAAUAGCUGAGCAGCUGACAAAUAAUGACUUUGAAUUUGCACUCUACCUCCUUGACGUCAGCUUUGACAACUUUGCAGUUGGACCAAGAGAUGGGAAAGUCAUCAUUGUGGAUGCAGAAAACGUUCUGGUAGCAGACAAAAGGUUAAUCAGACAGAAUAAACCUGAAAAUUGGGAUGUAUGGUAUGAAAGCAAAUUUGAUGACUGUGAUAAAGAAGCUUGUCUGUCCUUCUCAAAAGAGAUUCUUUGUGCUCGCGUCACUGUGGACCACAAUUAUUAUGCUGUUUGUCAGAACCUUUUAUCAAGACAUGCCACGUGGCGUGGCACUUCUGGAGGACUACUUCAUGACCCCCCAGCUGACAUAGCCAAAGAUGGCCGGCUUGAGGCCUUGCUGGAUGAGUGUGCCAACCCAAAGAAGCGAUAUGGCAGAUUCCAAGCUGCAAAGGAACUGCGUGAAUACCUUGCACAACUCAGUAACAAUGUGAGGUAGUCCACGUUGAAAAUCUCUUGCAACGCUGGCUAAAACACCAUUGCAGAGACACAUACAGUGAAGUCUUGAACUUGUGUGUUCAAAAGAGAAAAUGAAGAAGUGAAACUAAUUUAUCGGUUUUCUAAAUACCAUAAAGAUCUUUAUGGUAUUGUAAUGUUCCUUUGCAAACAGACAAGGUACUUACUGAGUUAAAACUUGAGCUACUAUUGACUCUUCUCCUAAACUAUUUAAAAGGGAGUAGGUCAAAAAAGACUGUGAUAGUUCAGUUGACAGCUUGUGUGUCAAAGGGUACUUUACAUAAAACUGCAUUAGUAUCACAAUUUUGUGAAACUGAUGUUCUUACUUGGAAAGUCAAGUUAGCCUGGCCUGUUUUAAAGGCCUUUUUCCCGACAUGGUCUCAUUUUUGUGUUCUGUUUUUUUUUUAAACACCUUGAAGUGGCAUUUACUUACAGGUAAAUAUAGCUGUCUGCGUUGUUUCAAGUUUAACAGGCUCUCAUGUUAAUGCUGUGCAGUACAUUCCUACUGUGAGUGCAGGAUUCCCAUGUUUACUGUCUAAUUUUAGAGGGUUUUACACUGUAGUUUACUAUGCUUAGAUUUUUUUUAAGGUUACCUUAAACUCAGAUGUCAUUUGAAUUAACAUUUGUUUGAUGUCUUUUGUAGUUCUGCCAUUGGAGAUAUCACUUCAUGUAAUUACUGUACAACAUUCUUAUCCUUAGUGCCAGUACAUUCAUGUGACUGUUCUUCAGAAAAUCAUGGUAUGAGCAAACCCUUAUUUAACAGACAUUAUUUUAGAAUUAAGGAAAGACUAAGAUUAAAAAAAAAAAAAUCGGUGUGAAUUGAAACUGGGGAUAGAAGCUUGACUAAAAAUAAUGAUUUGCUAUUCCUGAGUAGUUGAGCAAAAACUGAAGAAAAUGGUUUUGUCUAUUCAUUCCUAAACUAAUGAAUAGUUCCUAAUUCCUAACUAAACUUACCCUGAAGCUAAUAAUUCUUAAAAUUCAAAUUUCCAUGGCUGUUCCUUACUGUCUGAAGAGCUUCUAAAACUAUUGCUUGUACUGGAGGAAAGCCCCGAUUUGAAUAAAAAUAUGCAGAAAGUUAGCAAUUUGUUUCACAUCGUUACCAACUCUGUUCAAUUCAAGUGUAGUGAAGUUUACUGGAUAUUCAUCUUUUGGUUUACCAGCUAAGUUAAUUAAACAAUAUCCACUCUAGACACAUUUUCUUGAACUAAGUUUGACUAUUUGCAGUGCAGAUAAAAACUGAAGAGGUGUGUAAGUCUGAAGUUGUUCUAAUAAAUUAGUGUUUUUUUAUAAAAACAUCAAUUCCUGCUACAAGAUCUUACUUCAAAGCUUGCUUCUCAAUUUAUUAUUUAAUUAUUAUUUUUUUUUACUACUGCAAUGCCUCAUUUUCCUGAAGUCAUAUUCAUAAAACACUACUCUUAAGAAAAUAUAUGCAUGUUACUUCUGGUAACAGUAAUGAAGAAAACUAACAUUUCUUAAGUGUGUGUAUAAAACAGUGUUUCACGCAAGCUAAAAAUUCAGAGCAAGAUUGUACGUUUGGUAAUUUCAAGAGCCAAGUCAGUGUGCUAUUCAUACUGCAUCAAAAGACUGAUGGAAAUUGUUGCUUUACCAAAUUGCUGCAAAUUUAAAGUGAGGGAAAUAGCGAGCUCAUGGGUCCUUCUUUCUCAAAGCUUAAAAACUAUUGUCAUCUAAAGAUGCAGAAUGCUUUUGAUUUCUUAAUUGAAUAUUAAAGAUACGUUAGCAUUCUGAAUUCUCACUUUGAAUCAUCUUUGCUUAUAUAUUCUAAUUUCCUCCCUAGCUUUUGUCUUAAUUGUUUUCUGAAGUUGGAAGGACCAAUGCAAGUUGUGAUUUUUCAUUUCUGUCCUCCCUUGUUUAAAGUCAGUUUUACAUACUUGCUAUGACAUAAGCUGUCAGAGCAUUCAUAUAAUUUUUCAUCAUGAAAUCCACUUACCUGAAGAAGCUAGAAUGGCAUUAGGUAAUACUAUACUACCAUAAAAGCCUUGACUUAGCACUAAAAUUGAUUUUAUUUUUUUUAAUUUUUAUUAAACCAUCUACCACAUUUCCCAGUGAGAGAGUGGAGUGUGACUGUUUAAGUUUUAAAAGAAACAAAUACUACCAGCUCUGGUUACUACUUGAGGCAGUUCUGUCACUGCUAGAAUGUCCUGUCAGCUUUGGUUUGGGAUUUAGUUCCCUCAGAAACAAGUUAAUAAAGAAGAUUAUAAAAGGAAUUUGGAACUUAAAAGAAAGGAGGGAAAAAAAUAAAACACUACAGGGAAAACAUUGUGGAGAGCAAUAAAUUUUGGUCAGUUUGCACCUAUCAGAUAUUUAUUGUACAAUAACAAUUUAUAUUUUUAGUCAUUGCCCAUUAUUAUUGAUGAGCAUGGUGAAAUAUUUUUGAAUGAGGUGUUUGGGGUUUGUAUGUGCAUUACAAUUGUCCUUUUGUACUGUAAGUUACUGUUUGAUUGGAAUAUUUUAUCAAAACUGUUUCCCUGUGCCUUUAUAUUACAAGAAAGUUGUUUCUGCAACUUCUAAUGAUAUUAAUAAAGAAUACUUUAAGAACCUCA
Messenger RNA from Numida meleagris (helmeted guineafowl), 3997 nucleotides. RefSeq names its product chromosome 4 C3orf58 homolog (gene DIPK2A). Bases 130 to 1419 code for a protein of 429 amino acids. NCBI's taxonomy places the organism in Eukaryota, Metazoa, Chordata, Aves, Galliformes, Numididae. The transcript has 3 exons. The record is from RefSeq and is a predicted model, not a curated record. Gene Ontology annotation, biological process: regulation of phosphatidylinositol 3-kinase/protein kinase B signal transduction; cardiac muscle cell proliferation. Gene Ontology annotation, cellular component: COPI vesicle coat.